This is a messenger RNA of Cicer arietinum (chickpea), 535 nucleotides long. The record is from RefSeq and is a predicted model, not a curated record. NCBI's taxonomy places the organism in Eukaryota, Viridiplantae, Streptophyta, Magnoliopsida, Fabales, Fabaceae.
UAUUAUAAGCACUCAAAUUAUCACUUCUACAGUUUAACAUGGCUAAUUCAACCACUAAAAUUCUCACCAUAGUUUCCUUCUUAGUGCUGAUUUCUCAAGGUUAUAGCCAAUGUUCAUUGCAAGAUAUUACCAUAGUCCAACGUCAAUCAGGAGUAGUACGUAAUCAACCUAAGUGGAAUGUAACUAUCUCCAACAGAUGUAUAUGUACUCAAACGGAUGUGAAGUUAAAUUGCACUGAUUUUCAAACCAUUCUACCCAUACCCACUUCAAUUUUGAAGGUCGAGGGCAAUGUUUGCACUCUUAAUGAUGGCAAUCCUGUUUAUUCAAACACUGAUAUAAGCUUCGAAUAUGCUUCCUCCAAGUCAUUUCCAUUAAAUCCAAUUUCAUCACAGAUUAAUUGUUCUUAAAUAACCAAUGUUGCUUUUAUAUACCUUCCAACUUUUCCUUGUGGAUUGGUUUACUAGUACUAGAGACUAAUGAUAAGAAUAAAUGUAUGAAUAUUAUCACAAAUUAAAUAAAAGAUAUAAUUCAUAUA